Molecule: messenger RNA, 1469 nt
Organism: Chaetura pelagica (chimney swift)
Lineage: Eukaryota; Metazoa; Chordata; Aves; Apodiformes; Apodidae
Gene: GATM
Product: glycine amidinotransferase (L-arginine:glycine amidinotransferase)
Exons: 9
Coding region: 1-1272 (423 amino acids)
Biological process (GO): creatine biosynthetic process
Cellular component (GO): mitochondrion
Molecular function (GO): amidinotransferase activity
Source: RefSeq, a predicted model, not a curated record
AUGCUGCGAGUGCGGUGCUUGCGCGGGGGAAGCCGAGGAGCCGAAGCGGCACAUUACAUCGGCUCACGGCUUGGAAGAGCCUUUACGGGUUGGGUGCAGCGAUCUUUCCAGAGCACCCAGGCAGCUACAGCCUCCCAGAACACCUGUGCUGCCGAUGACAACAAGGCUACUAGCCCCGUGCCUGAGGACUGUCCUGUUUGCUCAUACAAUGAAUGGGACCCACUGGAAGAGGUCAUUGUGGGAAGAGCUGAAAAUGCUUGUGUCCCACCCUUUUCUGUGGAGGUUAAGGCCAACACAUAUGAAAAGUAUUGGGCAUUCUAUCAGAAAUUUGGAGGCCAGAGCUUCCCCAAAGACCAUUUGAAAAAAGCUAUUGCUGAAAUUGAGGAGAUGUGCAAUAUUUUGAAAAGAGAAGGUGUAAUUGUCAAGAGACCUGAUCCAAUUGACUGGUCUGUGAAGUAUAAAACACCUGAUUUUGAGUCUACAGGUAUGUAUGCUGCCAUGCCAAGAGACAUCCUGUUGGUGGUUGGAAAUGAAAUUAUUGAAGCGCCUAUGGCUUGGCGUGCUCGGUUCUUUGAGUAUAGAGCAUAUAGACGCAUAAUCAAAGAUUAUUUCAACCGUGGUGCUAAGUGGACGACUGCCCCCAAACCCACAAUGGCAGAUGAACUCUAUGAUCAGGAUUAUCCAAUCCGCUCUGUUGAAGACAGGCAUAAACUGGCUGCUCAGGGAAAAUUUGUAACUACUGAAUUUGAGCCAUGCUUUGAUGCUGCUGACUUCAUUAGAGCUGGAAGAGAUAUAUUUGUACAAAGGAGCCAGGUUACAAAUUACAUGGGCAUUGAAUGGAUGAGGCGACAUCUUGCACCAGACUAUAGAGUCCAUAUAAUAUCCUUUAAGGAUCCUAAUCCCAUGCACAUUGAUGCCACUUUUAAUAUCAUUGGUCCUGGUCUUGUGCUCUCUAACCCAGACCGUCCCUGCCAUCAGAUUGAGCUCUUCAAGAAAGCAGGCUGGACCGUGGUUCGCCCCCCAGUGCCACUGAUUCCAGAUGAUCACCCACUGUGGAUGUCUUCUAAAUGGCUCUCCAUGAAUGUCUUAAUGCUGGAUGAGAAACGUGUGAUGGUGGAUGCCAAUGAGACAUCAAUUCAGAAGAUGUUUGAAAAUCUAGGCAUUUCCACAAUUAAAGUGAACAUUCGCCAUGCCAACUCAUUGGGAGGCGGUUUCCAUUGCUGGACAUGUGAUAUCCGCCGCCGUGGUACCCUGCAAUCUUAUUUUGACUAGUUAUGAGCCAGAUAGGUACAAUGGUUCAGCUUCUAAAAUAAGCAUAGGAAAUUAAUAAAUUAAUUUCACUUUUGUUAAAACAACUGCAUGAGCUCUAGUGGUUGAUCAGUGGUAUCCUUACAGUGGUCUGGUAAAUGAUUUAUUCUUACAUACUCUUCACUUUCAGCAGUAUAACUGAAACUACUUCCAUCAGCAAU